Molecule: messenger RNA, 585 nt
Organism: Mandrillus leucophaeus (drill)
Lineage: Eukaryota; Metazoa; Chordata; Mammalia; Primates; Cercopithecidae
Product: synaptic vesicle glycoprotein 2B-like
Exons: 2
Source: RefSeq, a predicted model, not a curated record
GUGGCUCCAUGUUAAUCUCUGCAGUCUACUGCUUCUUCCUGUUUUUUGGCAACAGCGAGUCUGCGAUGGUCGGCUGGCAGUGCCUGUUCUGUGGGACAAGCAUUGCGGCCUGGAAUGCUCUGGAUGUGAUCACAGUGGAGCUGUAUCCCACCAACCAGAGAGCAACAGCCUUCAGCAUUCUCAAUGGAUUAUGCAAAUUUGGCACCAUCCUGGGAAACACCAUAUUUGCUUCUUUUGUUGGGAUAACCAAAGUGUUCCCCAUCCUUCUGGCCGCUGCUUCUCUGGUUGGGGGUGGCCUGAUUGCCCUUCGACUGCCAGAGACUCGAGAACGGGUUCUGAUGUGAACCAUCUAUGGGAAAAGGAAAGGUCAAGAGAAUCUUGUCCAGGACACUAAAAUGCAUCCACACUUCCUGUCUAUCACGGUCCAGAGGGCAUCUCGGAUAACAUGCGAGGAGAAGUUGACUUUGUGACCCCUAGUUUAGGACCCACUUCAGCUGUCAAUAUGUUUGUAACUCAGAUGACUGUUUUGGGGGUGCCCUGAGCCACCCUUAGAAUCACAGAGCUGCGUGUUUAACUUCAGGUCUU